CGCUCCCGGAGGAGGAGCAGGCGCUCCCAGAGGGGAGGACGAGCAGGCGGACCAGGUGGUCCACCAGGAGGGGCCAGGGGACGACGAGCAGGCGGACGAGGAGGGCACGGAGGCCUCUGCUUCGUCAACCGUCUACCAGCGAGGUCCGGCGAGUCUCCCCCAGCGACCGAUUCCUGAAGCAAAACGCCCGAUCAUAGCUCCCCAAGGGGAUAAGAACUGGAUAGUUGUGGAGAGGCCCGUUGGUGCUCACAGACGCCAUGUGAAUGGCAUCUUGGGUCUUCUGGUUAGGGAUCACUUCCCUGGCCUGGUCACGUUGGCCGGAGAGCCAUGUCCGGCCUAUACGUGGGAGCACUACCGGGCCGUCCCCGACAUGCAGGAUGUUGCCGGCAGACAGUGGCCCAACUUGGCUGAGCGAGUGAAGGGCGAGCUUUGGGAUUUCUACAGACUACAGGCCGGGAUGGACGCGCAGGCGGAUGUGGUUGCCGAGUAUCGCUGCAAAAAGCUCGUUACCGACAUGUUCUACGAGCAGCGCCUCCAGUCAAUCAUCAACUACCACGCCGUCGUCCUUGGACAGAAGGUCACCAAGGCGCAAGCAAGAACUAUGACGUUGACUGAGGAGCAGUACUUGCAGAUGGUUCCUCAUUGGUGUGCCCACUUUCCUGAGUGCUGGCAGCAGAUAGUUGCUAAGUGGUUAUCCGACGACUGGAACGCUGUGCACCAGGAGCGUCGUGAGCACCGUCUGACUAUGGCCGGUGUGCCACACCACCAAGGCAACCGUAACCUGACCGAGUACGCCCAAGCAUGGUCGGCGGCACAUGGAGGGCAGCAGUGCAACAAAUUCAUGGCGUAUGCUCUAUCCCACAAGGGUAAAGCGACAUCCAGCGUCAGCUACAACGCGGAGGACGGGCCCGAGGCGUACAGCAACCCGAGCAUCUAUACUCGCCUCAAUGAGUACACAUCGAUGGCGAGGGAGGUGCACGGCCAAGAGUACGAUCCGACCCAGGAGGAUCUUGACGCUGAAAUUGUCAUGAAGGUCGGAGGAGGAAAGAAGCAUGGACGGUACUGGAUUUGCGACGGCGCGAUCGACUCCUCUUCUACUCCGACUCUAUCUCAGAUAAAAGCACGGCAAACGAGCUCGAGCGCAGGCAUCCGACCUCGUCCGGACAGUUCGACGAGCCAAGUCCAGGCACUCCAGGCUCAGCUGCAAGAAGAGAGGAGAGAACGUAUGGAGUUGGAGGCAAGGAUGAGGGCGGAGAUGGAGGCCGAGCGGGAGGCUGACCGACAGAGGAUGGCGAGCAUGUUCGCGUACAUUCAGAGUCUUGGCGCAGCGACGGGUCUACCUCCGCCACCUCCCUUCGUCACCCCACCUAGACCACCCACCGAUCCGUUUUCUACUUCAAAUCAGUCGGCGGCCUCCAAUGAUCCGUAUAUUUCUCCAAAUCAGACCAACCAGAACAACUAGCCACCUUCGGCAUAGAUGAUGGAGUUAUUUGCAAUUGAGACUUAGCUAGACUGAAUGCAUGUACUUUGAUUGUUCAUUGUGUACUUUGUGAUAUACUUGGCUACAGUGAAUGUGCCUACAAAGUUUGAGCCCCAUAUUGGA
This is a messenger RNA of Panicum hallii, 1603 nucleotides long. RefSeq lists its product as uncharacterized. The transcript has 7 exons. Bases 371 to 1462 code for a protein of 363 amino acids. The record is from RefSeq and is a predicted model, not a curated record. Gene Ontology annotation, biological process: transposition. NCBI's taxonomy places the organism in Eukaryota, Viridiplantae, Streptophyta, Magnoliopsida, Poales, Poaceae.